This is a messenger RNA of Lolium perenne, 1751 nucleotides long. RefSeq lists its product as uncharacterized. Lineage: Eukaryota; Viridiplantae; Streptophyta; Magnoliopsida; Poales; Poaceae. The record is from RefSeq and is a predicted model, not a curated record.
AUGUCAGUUGCAAAGACAGAGGCUUUCCGUGGGGUGGGUGUUGAAGCCCAUGCGAAAGCAUUGCACGGCCCCUCUGUGCCGACAGCGACGACGCUUGUGAGCGCCGUGUCCCUUCCUGGAGGCGCUGUCGUGAAGAGGGACUACGAGGUGCUCGUGCUCCCCAUAUUUCCUCGGAGAGAGCGGCAAAGUGAAACCCCAGGGCAUUCGGCGGCGUCUCUCGCCGUGUUCGUCGUCGGCGCCAGCAACUCGGCGGCUACAGCCUCCGCCCCCGCCGUCCUCGUCGGCACCAACUCGGCGGCUACGACCUCCGCCCCCACCGUCUUCGUCGGCGCCAGCAACUCGGCGACUACAGCUUCCGCCCCCACCGUCUUCGGCGGCUCCAGCCUCCGCCCCCACCGUCUUCGUCGACACCAACUCGGCGGCUACAGCCUCCGCCCCACCGUCUUCGUCGGCACCAACCUCUCCGGGCACCGUUGUCGUCGUCGCCUUCAGAAGAUGCAGGAAAUACGAGACAUGGAGCUUUUGUUAAGUGCAUCGACUCUGUUUGCUGGAGGCACAGCUUCACGGUCCCUUGAUGUCUCGAAGGCCAUUCUCCCCAUUAGCGCGUCUCACAUGGCACGCAUGGCGAACGAGCUAGGGAAUGCUGGGGACAACAAGGGCGUGAGCAGCGUAGAAUUGCUCAAUGCAGCUGAAGAGCUCACACAGGCAGAUGGCACUAGAAGAGCUGAGGCUGUCUCUGGUCUGAUCCAAGCUUGUGUCGCGUUUGCACAUGAUGCAGUUAACGAGGGACAUGACGAUCUCAUGCACAGUGCGAUUGACUUGGCACUUGCUGGACGAUGUUUCUUGCGAGUGGCAGCAUUCGGAAGCACAGAGGGUCCAACAGCCGGCCAGCCCAACCCCCCUGUGCAGCAGAUAACAGGAGUUGGACAUGCUGCCUGGUGGGCCAGGAAAACAAAAGUAGGUGACUUAGAGGAAUAUUUGCUGCAGAAAACUUCCCCAGCCAGCAGUACAUCAGUAGCUGCUGCUUCUUCUUCUUCUUCUUCAAAGCAGAGUAAGGGAAGCAAGUCAGAUAACUGGGCAGGGAUUCAUUUGUUCUGCUUGGGUGGAUCACUUUCACUGCUCCCCUAUCUCGGAAAGGAUGGUUUGUUGACAGAUAAGGAGUUCUCAGAUGACUACAGAUGGGGGGUUAGCUUUUUGUUGAUGCUGUGGUGGUGUCUGGUGUCGUUUGGUGUCACCUGUAGCUUGUUUGGACGUUCUUCCUUGGAGUUGCAGUAUGCCCGUUUCUCCAGUUACCUCGGAAUGUUUGGUAUCAGCGCUCUUGUGAUGAUGUUUUUACAUUGGGCGCUUGCAGUCGAUUCCAUGAGAUUAUUCUAUUAUGUUUUGGCUGGCGCUGCAGUGAUCUUUCUCGCCCAUUUGAUCUGGUGCUGCUGUCGAAGAGACAAGUGAUAUUGCUUUGGGGACAGAAUCAAAGUUUUCGAGGAGCUAAAUGCACAUAUUUUACAGGAGCGUAGUGUACAUAUUGUCGGAGGAGCUGUUUGUCAAGUGAACUUGUCGUUCAUCCUGUGCUCAGGCGUGUCAGAGUGAUAGAUGCGAGUAUUGCCCCUGUUCAUACAUGUUUAGAGGUGGGAUUAUAAUAGUGCGAUACAUAUUGCCAUUGGAUGCAUUCGUUCAAUCCUGUCAAUUUUUUGCUGCUGAUUGAUACCUACACUGCACUCUUUCGACUGGAUCGAUAUUUGGAGUUUUUUCCUCAA